AUGCGAUCACUCUUUGCAGCGCUUUUCUGCAUUCCUCUCGGCUUCGACACACUGGAGGCCAGGCGACGCGGAUUUGAUGCCCGCGGUCCCGAGGAUUCACCUCCUUCGCAUGCCCAGCUCAAGCUUCAUGUUGUACAGCUGGAGGAGGUAGUGAGCCAAGUGCAUGUCUGGACCUCGAAAGUGGAGGCUGAUGUUCUGAGCCUGAAUAAGCGGAAGGAGGAGCUGGAGCGCCAAAACGAGGCCCUUGCACAGCGCCCGGAGCUGGAAAAGCGUGUGAAAGAGUUGCAGGCCGAAGUCCAGCAGCUGCGCCAGAGAACGCAGGAGUUGGAGAAAGAGAAGGAGGCCGUGGCCUCGGAGCGCCAGCGCCUGGAAGAGCAACUCACCGAGAGCCAAGCAAAUUGCACUCGACUGGAGGAAGAGUGCAGACAGCAUGCGGCGGAGAGAGAAAGAAGGGCGGAGUUGGAGAACCAGCAGGCAGAUGUUGCCCGCUCCUUCGCAGAGCUGCAGGCUGUCGUGGCUCAGCUCUUGCCAUGGCUUGGGGAGCUCGACACGCAGCGCAGUCGCCUCUUGGAGGAGAAGGGGCACGCGGAGGCCAUGGCGACCUCCCUUCGCUCAGAGCUGCAGAGGUGGCGCAUGUUGUGGGGCUCUGUGCCGAGUACGGCCGUGAGCGACGCAGCUUCACGGCCGUCCUCUGCUGGGCGCAUGGCCCCGGCCGCCCGUGCUGGUCGGCGGGGUCCAGGCAACCAGCGCAGGGCCGCAUCAGCUGCCGGUGAGAAGCGCGGCGAUACCUGGAAUCGACGACCGAGCCCUUGUCGGUUAAGGCUCUCACCCGAACGCCCUGACUGGGCCGUCACGUGGCCUCCGAACAAGGAAGGUGCCGCAACACCAGGUGCGAGUGAGGUGCUUGCAGCCCUCAGUGCCGAGCUGGCGAAAGCGGCUAAGGCCGCACCUCCUGCCGUGGGCAGCACAGCAGCUUCUGUGCAGAAGCAGCUCGCGCUCCAGCUGCAGGAGCUCCUCGCACCGGCAGCCAAGGGCGCAGGUGCCAUGCCCAAGGCUGCAGCAAAGGCACCAGUGUCCGAGCCUGUGGCAGCGAACGCUGCAGCGCAGCCGUCUUCACCAACAGGCGGCGCAGAGUCGGCUCCAGCGCGUGCAGCUUCGUAA
This is a messenger RNA of Symbiodinium sp. CCMP2456, 1161 nucleotides long. The record is from the annotation of a GenBank genome assembly. Lineage: Eukaryota; Dinophyceae; Suessiales; Symbiodiniaceae.